Messenger RNA from Carlito syrichta (Philippine tarsier), 2794 nucleotides. RefSeq names its product opioid receptor kappa 1 (gene OPRK1). The record is from RefSeq and is a predicted model, not a curated record. Lineage: Eukaryota; Metazoa; Chordata; Mammalia; Primates; Tarsiidae. Gene Ontology annotation, biological process: neuropeptide signaling pathway; sensory perception of pain; G protein-coupled opioid receptor signaling pathway. Gene Ontology annotation, molecular function: neuropeptide binding; dynorphin receptor activity. Gene Ontology annotation, cellular component: membrane; neuron projection. The coding region runs from base 1 to 1143 and encodes 380 amino acids. The transcript is spliced from 4 exons.
AUGGACUCCCCGGUGCAGAUAUUCCGCGGAGAGCCGGGCCCCACCUGCGCCCAGAGCGCCUGCCUGCUCCCCAACGGCAGCGCCGGGCUCCCGGGCUGGGCCGAGCCGGACGGCAACGGCAGCGCCGGCCCCGAGGACGCGCCGCCGGAGCCCGCGCACAUCUCCCCGGCCGUUCCGGUCAUCAUCACGGCGGUCUACUCCGUGGUUUUUCUUCUGGGUGCUGCUGGGUGGAAAUGCUAUUGUUUCUUAUCUUUUAGAUACACAAAGAUGAAGACAGCAACCAACAUUUAUAUAUUUAACCUGGCUUUGGCAGAUGCUUUAGUUACUACAACCAUGCCCUUCCAGAGCACGGUCUAUCUGAUGAAUUCCUGGCCUUUUGGAGAUGUGCUGUGCAAGAUAGUCAUUUCUAUUGAUUACUACAACAUGUUUACCAGCAUCUUCACCUUGACCAUGAUGAGUGUGGACCGCUACAUCGCUGUGUGUCACCCCGUGAAGGCUUUGGACUUCCGCACGCCCUUGAAGGCAAAGGUUAUCAAUAUCUGUAUUUGGCUCCUGUCAUCAUCUGUUGGCAUAUCUGCAAUAGUGCUUGGAGGCACUAAAGUCAGGGAAGACGGGGACGUUAUCGAGUGCUCCUUGCAAUUCCCGGAUGAUGACUACUCCUGGUGGGACCUUUUCAUGAAGAUCUGUGUCUUCGUCUUUGCCUUCGUGAUCCCCGUCCUCAUCAUUGUCGUCUGCUACACCCUGAUGAUCCUGCGUCUCAAGAGCGUCCGGCUGCUCUCUGGCUCCCGGGAGAAGGAUCGCAACCUCCGCCGGAUCACCCGGCUUGUCCUGGUGGUGGUGGCGGUCUUCAUUGUCUGCUGGACCCCCAUUCACAUUUUCAUCCUCGUGGAGGCUCUGGGGAGCACCUCCCACAGCACCGCUGCCCUCUCCAGCUACUACUUCUGCAUCGCCUUGGGUUACACCAACAGCAGCCUGAACCCCAUCCUCUAUGCCUUCCUGGAUGAAAACUUCAAGCGGUGUUUUAGGGACUUCUGCUUUCCAAUUAAGAUGAGGAUGGAACGACAGAGCACUAGCAGAGUCAGAAAUACAGUUCAGGAUCCUGCAUACAUGAGAGAUGUCGAUGGCAUGAACAAACCUGUAUGACUAGUCGUGGAGAUGUCUUCUUGCAGUUCUGCGGGAAGAGAAGAGUUCAAUGAUCUAGGUGUGACUCAGAUAACCACCGGAGUCUGAGAGGACAAGACAGAAUUGUUAACACCCUUUUAGAGGUCUGGUGGUCUGGAGUCAUAAGAUACAGACUGCAUUCGUGAUCCAGGCCAGUAAAAAGGUCAAGGCUGUGGUGAUGGAGGACAAAAGGUUCAAGCAACAAAUGCUACUCUUCUCUAGGACACAGAAGCAAGGCUGACUCCCAGCUCCUCUGAUAAACAAGGCGACAGGUCUUUUUCUUCUGGUGACCUAGAUUUAGUAUGACGCCCAUCUGCUUUGGCCUUCCUAUGCAACGUGGUUUCAAAACCUCUAUUUACGAGAAAAGAAAAAAGACCAAAAAAAAUAUUGGUUUCAGAGCUCUGUGAGCAUCCAAUCCAGAUGUUUAACAAUGACAGCAACAACCUCAAAAGAAUAAGAACUGUUUCCAGGGUUCAUGCCCAGCUCACCUUGUGCUGGGUGGACACACAAUUCAUGUAUGGUGUGGGUAUGGCUUGGAUCCAUACCUGAGAUGUCUGAUGUUCAUUUAUAGUAGAACAUUAUCUUGAUAUUUAUGAAAUUAUUUAAACAUAGAAAUGGUGAUUUCUAACUUAGUUGAACUUCUUGAAAACUAUGGUUAUUUGGGUUUUUUUCUUAGCAUGCUAUUCAGGUAAACAAUAAAGCAUGUCCUGAUGUCAAGAAGAAAAGUGGUUUGAAUACCACCAAAAGUAUAUGUAGUUUCAUCUGUAAAUAACAGUACAUGUGAAAAUAAGGAAUGGGUUUGUCUUCCAGAAGGAGAUUUCUGAGGACUCCCUAAUGAUAGCCCCUGAGUUAUUAAGAGUUGAUGCUGAGAUGUCUUGCUGGGAAUUAGUCUCUCUCAGACUCCCCCAAACACCAUUUAGUCCUUUAACAGUGCUCAUAACUCAUGUGUUAAUGAAUCACAAAACCUGUAAUUCACUCCCAGGAUGUAGCCUCUGCAGAAUCUAGCUUAUUUGUAGCAUCUCUUUAUGCAUAUGUAGCUAUUACUAGAUUCUUUGUCCAAGGAGAAGAAGGUAUUUUGCUUAUUUUACUCUCAUCAUGUUUGUCUCUAUUUUGGAUUAUUAUUCUAGCUUAUUAUGACACAGAUGACUUACGGCAUGAGGGAAGGGAUUUUUUUUGUAAUGAAAAUGAAUGCUCUUUUGAAUAUUUCUUAAAUUUCAAAAUACUAUUUUGUGACUUUCAGCAAGAAGUAGAAGUAUUCCUAAAUGUGUGCUAAAUGAGGACGUUAUGUCCUUUGUGGUGCCUGGUGCCUGGACAUACCUUGUAUAGCGUUCUGUGAAGGGCAUACCUGCUGAGGAUAAUGCCAUGAACAGCAUAUUUAGGGUAAUUUUGCUAAAACUUCCAGGUGAUAUAAAGUUUCUCUUUUCCCACACGGAAACUUGUAGUUUCAGAGGUAAUGUCUUGUUCUGUAAUUUGCCUGGGAAGAAAAUGGGAUAAUUUAGAAAUAACACUCAUCUCUAGACUAUAUCUUAUUAUGGUAACACCCACUAGAAUUUAAUAGAAAAAUCAAAUGUAUAGACCCAUAUAACUACACACAUCACUACAUCUGUAUGUUCUGUUCACCAUGCACUUUCUA